Messenger RNA from Scleropages formosus (Asian bonytongue), 2290 nucleotides. Its product is annotated as proline-serine-threonine phosphatase-interacting protein 1-like. Gene Ontology annotation, molecular function: actin filament binding. Bases 351 to 1670 code for a protein of 439 amino acids. Gene Ontology annotation, biological process: actin filament polymerization. Gene Ontology annotation, cellular component: cytoplasm; actin filament; plasma membrane. The record is from RefSeq and is a predicted model, not a curated record. The transcript is spliced from 15 exons. Lineage: Eukaryota; Metazoa; Chordata; Actinopteri; Osteoglossiformes; Osteoglossidae.
GUUGUAGAUGUAAAACUGUAAUUAAUUCGUACAAAAACUCAAUAAAUCCUCCCGAUUCCACUCUUAGACAGUUCUGUCUAAUGCACGGGUUGUAUCUGCUGUUCAAGUGCCAACCUAGAGCCAUUUGGUUAUCUUUAACCCAGCUGUGUGUGUGGUGACAUCAUCUUGUGCUCCUUCCUCUUUCUAACCCUUCCUUUCUUGAGCUCAAGAAACAUGACAAAGCGGGGCUGACCUGUGUGCACGUUUUUUUAGCUCCGCUGUUUCUUUUUCCCCUGGACUACAUCUGGACUGCCAUUUGUUAACAAUCUCAGGAGAAAAGUAUUCUCCUGGCUUAAGGCAGAGCUGCCAGGAUGACAGAGCUGCAGUUCAGAGAUUACUUUUGGUGCGUGGACUUCACCAGCAGUGUGGGUUAUGACACCCUAAUCCAGCGCAUGUGCGAUGGUCGUCGGAUGUGUAAAGAUGUGGAAGACGUAUUGAAGAUGAGGGCACAGGCAGAGGAGAGGUAUGGAAAGGAGCUGGUGACAAUCGCUCGCAAAGCUGGAGGACAGACUGAAAUUGGCACAUUGAAAAACUCGUUCGAUCAACUCAAAGCCCAAAUUGAGAAUGCUGGUAAUUUCCACAUCCAGUUGUCGGGGAUGCUGAAGGAAGAAGUACACAGAGUGGAGCAGUUCAGAGAGCGGCAGAGGGAACAGAGGAAGAAGUUUGAAGGAAUAAUGGAGAAAGUCCAAAAGAUGAAGGUUUCACUAUACAAAAAGACAAUGGAGUCCAAAAGGUAUUAUGAGCAGAGAUGCAGAGAGGCGGACGAAGCAGAGCAGGCAGCUGCCAAAGCAGCCAACACACCCAGCCUCACGCCCAAGCAGUGUGACAAGGCCCAGAAUAAGGCCAAACAGUGUCGAGAGGCUGCCAGCGAGGCCGAGAAGCAGUACAUGAACAACACGGAGCAGCUGGAUGUCACGCGUGAGGAGUGGGAAAGCACACAUAAAAGCACUUGUGAGGUGUUUCAGCAGCAGGAGACGGACCGUAUUAACGUUCUGCGCAAUGCCAUGUGGGUGCACUGCAACCUCUUCUCAAUGCAAUGUGUCAAAGAUGAUGAGUUGUACGAGCAGGUGAGGAACAGUCUGGAACAGUGUAACAUCGUAGCCGACAAUAGCAGCUUCAUCGAAGCCAAAACGACUGGCUUGACUCCUCCAGCCCCUAUCAUCUUUGAGAACUACUAUGAGAGGGACCCAUCGGCCAGUACCAAUGGCAGCGCACGCUUCAGCGGACGUGUCAUGAAGAGGUUUUCUAACCUGUUGCAAGGAAAUUGUGCUGGAGGACUGAAGACCGAAGUGAAUGACACUCAGCUGAUGCUGCCAUCUACCAGUUCCCAGCCAGCAGCACAAUUUACUGCCUCAGGUGCGAACUCUGAUGGAGUGUACGCCUCCAUACAUGGGGAGCAGCGGGAGCAGCAGGAGCAGCAGGAACAGCAGGAGCAACAGGAGCAGUCCGAGGCCAAUGAGGAUGGCGGCUACAUAGCCUUGUAUGACUACACAGCACAGAGCCAGGAUGAGCUGUCCAUUACCGCAGGGGAUGUGGUUUUUGUCACAGACAAGGGAGAGGAUGGCUGGUGGACAGUACAGAGAGGUGAACUGUCAGGUCUGGUGCCAGGCUCCUACCUGGACAAAGUGUGACCAUAGCCUCUGUGAGGGUACCUGUACAGAAUCUAGAGUGAGCCAGAUGUUCAUCAGCUCCUUGAACCCAUCAGUUUCCUGCUUCAGUACAGCUCUGUGAACAGAGAAGACCCAUUUGGCUACAUUCUUCAUGACCUUCUUGAAACCAACCUGGAUGAAUACUAUUACCAGCAGGAGUGGGAUCAGCAGACUGUCACACAUUGAGAACCAAAGCAAAAGGACACAUUACAACAUUUCAACAAAGCAGUAAAAAAAUGGGAGCUGGCAGGUACGCUGCAUUCUUCUCUACAAUAAAGUGUGUGAUAGUGGUCAACCAGGAAUAACAGCAUAAAGUCCCCAAGAGACCAGUAUUCUGAGAGGCAUUGCAAUAAGUAGCACUUUUUACCCGAUACCAGCCCGUCGUACCGCCACAAAAAAACUACAGUUUAAAUGUACUCAUCCUCUGUUAACUGCUCCUAAUUCAUUCUUUCAAAAUGCACUGCAUUCAAAACACAAGAUAAUGAAAUUACUUAUUUGUUCCAUCAGUUCUUAUGGGGGAAAAAUUCCAAUUUGUUCCAAACAUCAUGUCUAAAAUCAUAAUGAUGUCUAAUAUAAUGUCCACCAUAAUGUACAGUAUAUAU